AUGCAGCAUCUGCCAGCUCUUUGCAGCCAGCCACCUACAGAUCUCCCCUCCUUCCCUGGAUCGUGCAGGCCGGCUCUACGCAGACCUGCUAGGAGGAGAAACGCUGCCUUGGCCACGGAAGUGGCCCUUGUACUUUCUGCAGCCGCAAGCGGCUGGGGCGUGCACCGAAGACACUGCCAGUCAACCCGGCGGUCGGGACGCUUGCUGCGAAGGGGCAUGGAGAUGAAAAACGAUGAUCGCCACCAUCCCUCGGCGAAGCGAAAUCGGGGACCAAUUCUGGAGGUGCUCCGCAAAGAGCUCCCUGAGGAUGGGUCAGGAAUGGUGCUGGAGAUCGGUUCUGGCAGUGGUUGUCACGCUGAGUUCUUCGCCACGGCGCUGCCGAAGUUGCAGUGGCAGCCCACGGAGUUUGUCCCGCCCACGGGGAUGGCCGCACUCAAGGACAUCGACAUCGUUGGUGCAAAGGCAUUGCCCAAUGUGCAGCCAGCGCUUGCGCUGGACGCAUCCGCUCCUUGGGAGGAGUGGCCAACCGAGGUUCAGAGCCUGGCCGGUGACUUCACUAUGGUGUACAUGUCCAACGUGACCCACAUUAGCCCAUGGAAGGUGACCUGCGGUGUCAUCGCAGGGGCUGCGAAAGCCCUGGCCAAGGGUGGGCGUUUGAUCAUCUACGGUCCCUUCAAGGUCGAUGGCAAAUGCACCACGGAGAGCAACGCCGACUUCGACGCGAGCCUGCGAUCGCGCGAUCCGGAAUGGGGUUAUCGAGACAUCGCCGACAUCGCCGCGGAGGCUGAGAAGCAAGGCAUCAAGUUCCUUCAACGGCAAGAAAUGCCGGCGAACAACUUUUUCCUAACCUUCGAGAAGCAAUGA
Molecule: messenger RNA, 864 nt
Organism: Symbiodinium sp. CCMP2456
Lineage: Eukaryota; Dinophyceae; Suessiales; Symbiodiniaceae
Source: the annotation of a GenBank genome assembly